Salvia miltiorrhiza (redroot sage) is the source of this 4481-nucleotide messenger RNA. Its product is annotated as protein TONSOKU. The transcript is spliced from 19 exons. Bases 251 to 4270 code for a protein of 1339 amino acids. The record is from RefSeq and is a predicted model, not a curated record. Gene Ontology annotation, biological process: epigenetic regulation of gene expression; meristem structural organization; response to DNA damage checkpoint signaling. NCBI's taxonomy places the organism in Eukaryota, Viridiplantae, Streptophyta, Magnoliopsida, Lamiales, Lamiaceae. Gene Ontology annotation, molecular function: protein binding. Gene Ontology annotation, cellular component: nucleus.
CGGUAUUUUGGAUUUGGGAAAACCCUUUAUAAUCGAGCCCACCCCAUUUUCCUUUACUAAUUUUGCUUUUGAAGGGAAGACCCUUAAAAAAAGAAAAAGGAGUUGGCGGGAAAAUUUAAUCUGAUGAUAGCUAUUGAACAACACCAACGCUCCGCCCCUCUUUGGCUCUAGAACAAGACCUGCGUAGUGAAUCGGCAAUAAUCAGAAGAUAAGACAUUCAUAGUAAAUCUGAGGCGUCGCCGUGCAAGAAAUGCGUCGGAAAGAGGAGUCGAGCCAGCAGCAGCAGCUGAUCGCGGCGAAGAGGGCCUACAAGGCGGCGGCGGCGGAAGGGAACCGGCAGGAGGAAGCGCGUUGGGCGAACUUCAUCGGCGACUUACUCAAGAAUCGUGGCGAGUACGUGGAGGCCCUCAAGUGGCUGCGCAAGGACUACGAUGUCUCCCUAAGGCACCUGCCCGAUAAGCAGCUGCUUGCCACGUGUCAGUCCCUCGGUGAGCUCCACCUCCGUCUCCAGAAUUAUGAAGACGCCCUAAAAUAUCAGAAAAAGCAUUUAGAUCUCGCCAAGGAUGAAAAUGACCUCAUUGAGCAACAAAGAGCCAGCACGCAGCUUGGACGAACUUACCACGAAAUGUUUUUGAAGUCCGAUGAUGACCAUUCCUCAAUUCGAAAUGCCAAGAAGUAUUUUGAACUUUCCAUGGAGCUUGCACGAACUAUAAAGGAGAAGCCGCCUUCUGAGGAAGUUUCUUUUGUAAAGGAGUACAUUGAUGCCUAUAAUAACCUUGGAAUGCUUGAAAUCGAUCUCGACAACUUGAAUGCAGCAGAGAAGAAUCUUAGAGAAGGAUUAGAGAUAUGUCAUGAAGAAGAAGUCCCUGAGGGUGAUGCUACACGCAGUAGGCUCCAUCACAACCUCGGAAAUGUUUACAUGGAGUUGAGGAAAUGGGAUAAAGCAUAUGAGCACAUUAAAAAGGAUAUUAAUAUCUGCAAGCUAAUUGGGCAUUGUCAAGGGGAAGCGAAAGGUUAUAUUAAUUAUGGGGAGCUGCAUUACAGAAAUCAAAGAUAUGAAGAAGCCAUUGCAUCUUAUCGAAAGGCGCUUGAUCUGGUAAAGUCAUUGGAAGAUGAGAUUGCGCUGACUGAACAAAUACAUCAAAAUAUUUCAACUGUAACAGAAGCAAUGCAAGUGAUGAAUGAAAUAAAAACUGAAGAGUUGAAUCUUAAGAAGCUCGAAAGGAACUCACAAAUGGCCAGAGGAACAGAGGGCGAACGGAAAUUUCUGCUGAAACAGAAUUCCUCCCUUGAUCGCCUUGUUGAGAAAUCCAGGAUUAUCUUUGCUUGGCUAAAAGUUGGUGAAUAUGGGAAAAGGAAGAAGAGGAUAGCAAAUGACCUUUGCGACAGGAUGAAACUGAGUGAUUCGUUUCUGGUUGUUGGAGAGUCAUACCAGAAGCUCAGGAGAUUCAGCAAAGCCCUUAAAUGGUAUAAAAAAGGCUGGGAAACUUACCAUUUGAUUGGAAACUUGGAGGGGCAAGCACUGGCUAAGAUAAACAUUGGUGAUGUUUUGGACUCCACUGGUGACUUUGCAGAUGCUUUGGAUGCUUUUAGAGAGGGUUACAGGAUUUCUGUCAAAGGAAACCUUCCUUCCUUGCAGCUGUCUGCCCUAGAAAAUAUGCACUACAGCCACAUGAUUCGCUUUGAUGAUGCUGAAGAGGCCAGGAAGACAAAAAAUUUAAUAGACAAAUUAAAGCAAUCCAAAGAUGGUGAGAUCCAGCCUGGAGGUUCUCUAGGUGACUGCUGUUCUGAGACUGAAACGGAGUCGGAUAACCUAUCUACAGAUGAUAGGUCUGAUGGUAGCUUUACACCGAAAAAACAUAAUAUACCGAAUGCUCUUGGAGUAAAAUGUUAUGACACUUGUGAUGAAUCGGAGGAAGAUAUAACUUUGAUAUCCCUGCUUCAAUCUAAAAAAGGCACGAGAAAGCGAAGACCCACUUGUGAAACUACACCUAUCACUUCUUGUACUCCAUGUGGAUCCCCUGCAAGGAGCAUAUCCAGAUCCUCCUGUAGUCUUACAGUUAACCGAAAACGUUUACGGGUCAUUCUUUCUGAUGAUGAAGGUGAAAAUGAUGAAAACAUUUUCUCAGACAGAAUAGGUAGCAGGUGUCUAGUGGAAGGCAUUGCAACUUCUGAUGAACUGAACAAAAAGGAUGCUCCCUGUCAUGAAGUCCAGGAUGUUUCACCUGUUGCUUCAAGAUGUACAGUUGAUGCAUCUACUCCUGCCAGUCUUCAGCACAGCACCUCCUCACACAAAUCCAGAAGUUCUAAAUCUAACCACGCCAAUGAUUCUAGAAUUACAGGAUCAUGUGCUGCUGUGUGUGAUUCUAAUACUCAUGGAAAUAUCAACAGCAUCUCCAUUGGUUCCUCCAACUUAUUGCGAAAUGAAAUGCCCACUGUGGUGCACGUUUGUUCUGAUCAAUCCUGUAAGCAUAUCAGGUUUAAAAUUGAUCAAGAAUUGGUAUACAUGGACCCAAGCAUGUAUCUGGUUGAUGGCAAACUCAACAUAGAGCAGAUGAAGGUUGAUUUGGCAUGCUCUUAUUAUUUACAGCUCUCCCAUGAAAAGAGGUCAAGAGCAGGAUUGGUGCCAGUCAUUCAAGAUAUGAAGUGUAGUGAGAAAAUUCUUGAAUCUGUGGAAACAUUAUACAGCUUUAACGAUCAUGCUCCAGAGAAGACCUGGAUCGAGGUUUCUAUUGGUGUUAUGGUGCCGAAAAAUGUGAUGAAACUGUACAUUGACUGCUGUGAGGAACUAUCUGAAGUGCCUAAUAUGGAAGUGGUCCGGAGGUUGUACAACUUAGAGGUGUCAGAGGACGAAAUUUUAGUGUCUGAUUGCCAAUUGCGAGAUGUAUCAGUAGCACCAUUGUUGAAUGCUCUGCAAAUGCAUAAAACACUUGCAGUCUUGGACCUAUCGCAUAAUCUAUUAGGAAAUGGCACUGUUGAGAAACUCAGACGAGUAUUCAUGUCAUCAGGACAAAGUUAUGGUGGUCUUAUAAUGAAUCUGCAUAACAAUCGUCUUGGUCCAGCUGCUUUGUUUCAGAUUUGUGAAUGCCCAGUGCUCUAUGCACGAUUGGAAGUUCUCAAUGUAUCUGGAAACUCUUUGACUGAUGCCUGUGCUUCUUACCUGUCAACCAUCCUCCGAAACUGCAAAGCUCUUUAUAGUUUGAACAUAGAGAACUGUUCAGUUACAUCGAGAACAAUUCAAAAAGUUGCUGAUUCUUUGGAUUCUGAAUCGGCACUUACGCAUCUCUUUAUAGGACACAAUCACCCUGUAUCUGGCAAUGCGGUAAUUAAUCUUUUGCUCAAACUCACUGCAACCAACCGGUUUCAAGUGCUCAGUCUAAAUGGGAUAAAGCUCAGCAAGCCAGUGGUUGAUAGCCUUUGCCAACUUGCUAUGGAUUGUUGCUUGUCUGGGUUGCUUCUGGGAAAUACAAACAUUGGAACCGAAGGUGCAUUACAGUUGAUCAAACCAUUAUCCAAGGACACCCAGGAACUAGUCAGGCUUGAUCUAUCAAAUUGUGCACUUACUUGUGACUACAUUGUUAGUCUCAAAGAUGAAGCUUCAUUGGUUUUUGGUAUUCUUGAAUUGAAUCUUGCUGGAAAUCCAAUCAUGAAAGAGGGAAGCAUUGAAUUGUCAUCUUUACUCGGCAAUCCACAGUGUUGUUUAAGGGUUCUGGUGGUCUGCAAAUGUGAACUAGGUCUUGAAGGUGUUGUUCACAUGCUUCGAGCACUAUCAGAGAAUCACACUCUUGAAGAACUCAACCUGGCUGACAAUAUCAAUCCAGAUGAAGUUGAAGCAUUAACAAGCAACUUCAGACUGCCAGAGAAAGGGCAUAACUAUUCACCGGCAGCCAAAAACGAGUUGAAAGUGGCUGCAUCAGAUCUUGAUAAUGCUCUACCUCAAGAGAUGUGUGCCUUGGAUACAGGUGAGAACCAGCUCGAAGUUGCUGACAGUGAAGAUGAGCUAGAAAAGCCGCGAACUACAUUAUCUGGUUCAGGAGAAAGCCAGCCCAUGCAACAACUUUCUUCUUCUGUUGAGAUGGCAAGAUCUUUAAAGCUGUUGGAUCUUAGUGGUAAUGGAUUCUCUCGAGAAGUCAUUGAUGUUUUAUUUUCAGCAUGGUCCUCAGGAGCUAGAGCUGGUUUGGGUCAGAGACAUGUCAAUGGAAAGAUGGUCCAUUACUCGGUGCAGGGGAUCAUGUGCUGCGGCAUUAAGUCUUGCUGCAGCAAGGUUUGAGAUGUAUGUAUGAGAAUAUACAACGUCGUCGAUAUUUUGAGAGCCCAAAAUUUGUAAGACCGACUCCACUCAAGUAUAUGUAAUUAUCUGCGGAUCUUAAGGGUUCGUUUGCAUGUUUAUUUCUGAAUAAACAAAUAAUUAUAUAGAUCAUGUAAUGAUUGACUCAAAUUUGAGACGUUUGAUCUCAUGCAUCAAUUAUUCUACGACUAAA